AUGAGACAUUUCAUUCUGAUCUGCGGUUUUGUUGUGCUCAUGCUAUACAUCACCUCAACAGCGAAGACUGCAGCUCUCGCUCACGGCUAUCGCCAUCGGCAACAGCACCGCAACAGGCACCCACCACAAAUUGCAAAUAAUGCACAGCGACACAUCCAUGGAGGGCACAGAGUUCAACGCGAAGGCACAAAGCCAGUUCCAUCAAAGUCAUCAAGCCCAACUCAGCUCUACGUAGCUGGGUACAUAAUCAACAGCUCGACACUCGUCAUAAUCUCCAUCGCAGAAAACGCAAAAGAUCGUGCUGCCAUGGAACAAGAUGAUACGGCAUCUUUAUUAAUGAUCCUAAAGGACGUUAAUGAUUCAAAGGAUGAAGAUAUGGAGUUGAGAGAGGGGAGCGAUGAUGAAGUGGUAUCAGGGGAAGAAGCAUGGAAAGUCAAGAGAGAGGACAAGAUGACAUUCAAAUACUGGGUCAUGGUUUGGCUUGUACCCGCUUUGUUGAUCGGGGUGGAGUUACAGUAG
Messenger RNA from Mollisia scopiformis, 519 nucleotides. RefSeq lists its product as uncharacterized. Bases 1 to 519 code for a protein of 172 amino acids. The transcript has a single exon. NCBI's taxonomy places the organism in Eukaryota, Fungi, Ascomycota, Leotiomycetes, Helotiales, Mollisiaceae. The record is from RefSeq and is a predicted model, not a curated record.